Chinchilla lanigera (long-tailed chinchilla) is the source of this 2638-nucleotide messenger RNA. Its product is annotated as vomeronasal type-2 receptor 116-like. The transcript has 8 exons. Gene Ontology annotation, biological process: G protein-coupled receptor signaling pathway. Lineage: Eukaryota; Metazoa; Chordata; Mammalia; Rodentia; Chinchillidae. The record is from RefSeq and is a predicted model, not a curated record. Gene Ontology annotation, molecular function: G protein-coupled receptor activity. Bases 850 to 1953 code for a protein of 367 amino acids. Gene Ontology annotation, cellular component: membrane.
CUGCCGGCUCUGCGCUGCGGGGAAGAACCGUGAGCGACCAUCAGGUCGCACCAUGGUGACGGUACAGCAUGGGGCCUGAAGAGGACCGGGCUAUGGGAGUCCUGAGACCUCUGGUGCCACCAGGUGAAACUUCAGCUCAGAGAGGAUAUUGGCCCUCCCACAGCCUGAAGACUUCUCCACUCAGUACAAACAGAACCUGAGUGGAUUCAGGACAGUUCUGGACAACAGCAUGCUACAGGACCAUGUUACAGAAACUCUACUUAGGCCCACCACAGUUGACAGAAGCCAGUGGCCCAAGAGCAAUGAACCAGCCAGCAGAAUGCAGACCACCUGAACCAACUGAUCCUGUGAUGAGACCAGGUCACCUCCAGAGACAACAUCCCCGCUCUAGUCACCUGGAAGCUCACUAGUUUAUUCAUGACCAAAACUUGAGGAUCAACAUGGAGAUACAAUAACAUGGUCUCUUUUCCUUUUUGUUAUAAUUCUCCCUCUGCUUAAUAGAGAGCCAAUGCCCCAUAACAAGGCUUAUACCCAAAAGCUACCAAAACAUGCUGGCCUUCAUUUUUACCAUUGAAGAAAUCAACAGGAAUCCUCAUCUUUUACCCAACAUAUCUUUGGGCUAUGAGUCCCACAAUUCCCUGCACAGUCACGGUAAUACAUUGCAGAAUAUCCUAAUAUUGCACACGGGACAGGAUAAGAUCCCUAACUACAACUGUGGGAGAGAGAGCAAGGCUGUAGCAUUACUAACAGGAACAUCAGCAGUAACAGCUGCUCAAACCGGACCACUGCUGGAGCUCUACAAGUUUCCACAGCUGACCUUUGGCUCUUUUGAUCCGAUCCUGAGUGAAUAUGGCGUUUCCUUCUCUCUAUCAAAUGGCUUCAAAGGAUACAACUCUGGCCCUCGGCGUGGUCUCCUUGAUGCUUCAUUUCAGCUGGACCUGGGUGGGACUGGUCCUCACAGAAGGUCCAAAAGGGCUUCAGUUUCUGUCAGAUGUGAGAGCAGAGAUGGGUAGAAACAGGGUCUGUGUGGCAUUUUGGAAAAUAGUCAGUAGUUCUUCUCAGUUCUAUGUAUUCCAUCCGCAACAACACAAUUUCUUGAUUAGGGAAACAUCUUUAGUAAAGGUUGUUUUCAUUUACUAUGAUACUGAUAGUCUAAAUGAUGUAAACCAUUAUAUAGGGCUACGGUUAGUGACAGGGACAGUCUGGGUGACAAACUCACAGUGGCACGCUGACCUGACUGGGAAAAAGUUUAUACUGGACACGUUCCACGGGACCCUCAUUUUUUCAAACCACCACGAGGAAAUUUCUGAUUUUAAAAAAUUUAUCCACAGAGUUAACCCAUCCAGCUACCCAGAGGACAUAUUCCUCCAUCAGUUUUGGUACUGGAGCUUCCAUUGCUCAUUAUCUGAACCUGACUGUGUAUUGAACUGUCCACCAAAUGCCUCCUUGGCGUGGCUGCCUGUGAAUCAUUUUGACACGGCCAUGAGUGAUGCGAGUUACAAUAUAUACAACGCCGUGUAUGCUGUGGCCCACGCCCUCCACGAGAUGCUUCUCCAACAAGUACAGAUGCAACCAGUGAGGAAUGGGGAAGGCAUGGUGACUUCUCCCUGGAAGCUGCACACCUUUCUGAAGAAUAUCCAGUUUGCCAAUCCUGCUGGAGAACAGACUCCUUGCUCUGUGUGCACUGAGAGCUGCGAUCCUGGAUUCUGGAAAUCCCCUCAGGAGGAAAAGGCUUCCUGCUGUUUUGAUUGCACCAUUUGCUCGGAGAAUGAGAUCGCCAAUGACACAGAUGUGCUCCAGAGACUCACGAUAGCCCAUGGACUGUUCUCCCUGAUGCUUCAGUUUAGCUGGAUAUGGGCAACACUGGUCAGUGAAGGUGAGAAAGAUGUCCAAUUUCUCUCUGACUCAAAAGAGCAGAUGGACAGUAGAGAAUCUGUAGAACUUCAAAACUGAUUUCAAACAUUCCCAAGACACAUUUCUCAUAGAAACCAACAUGCAAAAUUAUUUAGUCUUUUGAAACUGUGUCUCACUAUAUAGUUCAGCUGGCCUUUAACUCACUAUGCUGUCCUCAAACUUGUAGUGAUACUCCUGCCUCAGCCCCCUUAAUGCUUGGCUUAUAGGCGUGUGCCACCACCCCCAGCUUUAAAAACCACAUAUAACAUAUGGACUGAAGAAGCAACAACAGCAAAUGUUCGUUUUAUUUUAUGUGGGUGAACUUCGAAAUCACCUCUAAGGAUGAAAGUCACCUGUUUCAUGUGAAUGUAUGUUCUCAGUAUGGCAUAUUUCUAUUUUCUUCUUCUUUGCUUGGGAAUAGUCUUGUGACAAUAAAUGAGCCCUUCAGGGUGAAUUGUCCGUAUUUUCUUCUGUUUGCUUUUAUUUCUUUACUUUUAUGCCUGGAAUCUUGGCAUUUUCAACUUAAUUUCUUCGAAGACUCUUCUCCAGUCCAUCACGCUCCCCCAUGUAAAGGCCUCACAAGGGACAUGCAUGGCCUCACAAAGAACAUGAGAAAAAAAGAUUAUUGAUUACCCUAUUCUCCCACCUGCUUCAUUCCGCAUUCUAGCCACUCCUCGAAACUCCCUGAGACGUAUCGUUCCCUUGUAAGUUUCCUGGGGUUUCUAUAGUUUCUGGGAAGACUGCU